Entelurus aequoreus (snake pipefish) is the source of this 1484-nucleotide messenger RNA. Its product is annotated as nucleoredoxin-like protein 1. NCBI's taxonomy places the organism in Eukaryota, Metazoa, Chordata, Actinopteri, Syngnathiformes, Syngnathidae. The coding region runs from base 189 to 800 and encodes 203 amino acids. The record is from RefSeq and is a predicted model, not a curated record. The transcript has 4 exons. Gene Ontology annotation, biological process: photoreceptor cell maintenance. Gene Ontology annotation, cellular component: mitochondrion.
AAUAGGAGCGAACAACAAUCAAGGUGAAGGAGGCACACAGUUUGAGAGUGGACGUGAUUUGAGGAGACAGCCUUGGAAAUGAUUCAAGUAUAGGAGAUAAAAGCGAAGAAAAAAGGCCGUUCUCUUUUUGACUUUGCUCCUGUGAGGUGGAGCUUCAAUAGGCUACACCUUCUCCAGGGCAGUUCAAGAUGGCGGACCUGUUCGUUGACCGGGUCCUGCUGAAGAACAACAGGGACCAGGACGAGCUGGACACAGAACGUGAGAUCGUCACGCACCUGCAGAACCGCAUCUUGAUGCUUUUCUUUGCCUCUGCUGCAUGUGAGAGAUGUCGGAGGUUCGUACCCGAGCUCGGCGACUUCUUCGAACGCUUGACCGACGAGUUUUACGUGGAUCGAUCUGCUCAGCUGGUCCUCCUGUACAUUAGCUUGGACCCGUCGGAGGAGCAACAAGAGAAUGUCCUCAAAGAGCUGCCUAAGAAGUGUCUGUUCCUGGCCUAUGAAGACCCCUACAGGGGAGAGCUGGAGGACAUGUUUAAUGUGAAGGAGCUUCCCACAGUGGUGGUCCUGCGCCCCGACUGUUCAAUCCUCAUUCCGAAUGCAGUGGACGAGAUACUCCGGCUUGGCCCUGACUGCUACCUCAACUGGCAGGAAGCAGCGGAGCUUCUAGACAGGAACUUCAUGAGCACAGAGGAUUUUCAGGACAAGUCCACACGUAGCUUCACAGACCCUAUCAGGAGACUCAAGUACAAGGUGAAGGACGACAAGAAGAGGAAGAAAGAGCAGAAAAGAGGCUGGGAUUGAGGAGGAAAUGAUGCGAAAAGGAAGUGGAGGGUUGCCGUGGUGAUGAGAAGACAAAGAAGAUUGUAUUGACUUUGAGGAUUUGUGAAACAUUGCUUUUUCUGUAUAUGUCUACUAAUCCAGCCCAGGGAAUGACACCAUACCGUCCUGGAGUUCAGUUCGAAGCUUGGGAGACAAAUAUAUUUGCAGCAAAUUCCUAAAAACACGAGAGUGCUCCUGUUUUAUUGAGGAACUUGGACCACUGAACAAAUUGGCAGAUCCCUAGCAAACAUAAAACACUAGGGUCCAAACUUGUGAUUUAAAUAACUUAGGCAUUCCUCAAGGCACCCUUUGUGUCCUCUCCGUUUGGCAGUUACAAUUUUUUUUCGGAAUGUGAUUUAUAUCAGUGGUCCUCAACCUUUUUUGCACCACGGACCGGUUUAAUGUAGGCCUUAUUUUCAGGGACCCGGCUUUCCACUUCCAGAUAAAUACAGCAAAAAUAAGUGCAUGAAAAAUACAACUCACUAUAACGCUGAAUUAGUGUCAGGUUCAAACAUUGAUGACAUCUAUUAUGACAUUUAUGGGGCGGCAUGGCGUAGUGGGUAGAGCGCCCGUCUCAGAAACCUGAGGGUUGCAGGUUCGCUCCCCGCCUCUUACCAUGCCGUUGUGUCCUUGGGCAGGACACUUCACCCUUGCCCCCGGUGCCGC